CAUUUGGGUUUUUUUUUUUUUUUUUUUGUUACCAUAUGAGUUUGUGUAUAGUAAUUUUGUAUCAUAUGAUGUUUAUCAUGUUUUUAGAACUGGUUGCAUGAGGGAUCCUUUUGAGUUAGUUGACAGGAAAUAUAAAUUUGAUUGUGGAAGUCUUGAACGGUCCAUCGAUUAAUGCACCUAAAAUUUGAGAAGAAGUUUGGAAGCAAAUUGCAUUUUCAAAUUAUUAUCAAUCUAAAUUGAGUGCUUAUAACUUUUGCUGUACAAAUUUCAAAAUUAAUGAAAAAGUAGGUUUUAGUGUGCUAAAACACAAGAAUCAUUGCAGCAUACAUGUUCCCUUUCUUUCCUGCUUUAAACUGUGCAGAGGCUGUCAAUUUUAUUUUGCUGAUUGGCUACCUCAUGGUGGGUUUGGAGCAGAGCUAUAUCAACUGUAUGACAAGGCUACUGUGUUGUCUCACGAGGAGCUUUUUUGUGUGGUAGCCAAGGUGUUAAUUAGUAAGUUCACUAUCUAUGUAUUUUAUUUUGUAAAACUAUUAUCAAAGAGGACAAAUUCAUAUUCUCAUUAAUAAAGAAAGCUAUAUGAU
Rubroshorea leprosula is the source of this 581-nucleotide messenger RNA. NCBI's taxonomy places the organism in Eukaryota, Viridiplantae, Streptophyta, Magnoliopsida, Malvales, Dipterocarpaceae. The record is from the annotation of a GenBank genome assembly.